This is a messenger RNA of Syngnathus acus (greater pipefish), 1452 nucleotides long. Its product is annotated as hyaluronidase-5-like. Gene Ontology annotation, cellular component: acrosomal vesicle. Gene Ontology annotation, biological process: hyaluronan catabolic process; carbohydrate metabolic process. Lineage: Eukaryota; Metazoa; Chordata; Actinopteri; Syngnathiformes; Syngnathidae. Gene Ontology annotation, molecular function: hyalurononglucosaminidase activity. The record is from RefSeq and is a predicted model, not a curated record.
AUGGGCCCGAACGCGGCCCACCUGCUCACCGCUUUGUUGCUGCUGGGUUCCGGGCGGGCCUCAGAGCCGCCGCGGACGUCGCCGCCCAUCGAGUGGGACCGCCCGUUCCUGUUGACGUGGAACGCGCCCACCGAGUUGUGCGAGAGUCGCUUCGGCCUCCCGCUGGACCUGUCGCACUUCCACCUGGUGAGCAGCACGCUGAGGUCGGCCACCAACCAGAGCGUCUCCAUCUUCUACACGGACCGCUUCGGGAUCGUCCCCUACGUGGACCAAGACACGGGCGAGUUUGUGGACAAGGGCCUGCAGCUGGUGGACCUCCGGGAUCACCGCGAGCUGGCCGAGGACGACAUCGAGUUCUACAUCCCCGCCGACGGGCCGGGCCUGGCCGUGCUGGACCUGGAGGAGUGGCGCCCGCAGUGGGUCCGCAACUGGGGCAGCAAAGACAUCUACCGGCAGCUCUCGGUCCAGAGGGUGAAGGAAAACAACGGCACCUUGUCGGAGCAGCAGGCGGAGGCGCAAGCCAAGGCGGUGUUUGAGGACGCCGCCAAGCGCUACUUCCUGCGCUCGCUGCUGCUCGGGAAGCAGUUGAGACCCAAACGCCUGUGGGGCUACUACCUCUACCCCGACUGCUACAACUACAACUACAAGCAGGACGUGGCGACUUUCACCGGCGAGUGUCCCGACAUCGAGAUGCAGCGCAACGACGAGCUCUUGUGGUUGUGGCGCGAGUCCACCGCCCUCUACCCCUCCAUCUACCUGGAGGCGGCGCUGCGGGACUCGGCGCAAGCGCGCAGCUUUGUGCGCCACCGCCUGCUGGAAGCCGCCAGGGUGGCGGCGCUGAACAACGCCUCCUACGCCAUCCCCGUCUACGCCUACGUCCGCCCCGUUUACAAGCACAGCACGGAUCAGUACAUGUCGGAGAGGGAUCUGGUCAGCACCAUCGGCGAAGCGGCCGCUCUGGGUGCCGCCGGCGUCGUUUCCUGGGGAGACAUGGACGUGGUCGAAAGCGAGGACUCGUGUUUCGACGCCCGGCGCCACCUGGACGACGUGAUGAACCCGUACAUCCUCAACGUCACCACGGCGACCAGGAUGUGCAGCGCGGCACUGUGCCAGGGCCGCGGCCGCUGCGUUCGCAAGCGCUGGGACGACGACGUCUACCUGCACCUGGACCCGCGGCGCUUCGGCAUCGCGCGGCGCAGGCGCGCCGGCCCGCUGGUGGUGAGCGGCAGCCUGUCCCAGGAGGACGUGGAGCAAUUUGAGCGCCAUUUUGACUGCAUGUGCUACGAUGAGCAGCCGUGCCGCUCGGCCACCACCCUCAACGUCCUCCAUGACGACGCCCACAACUGAGAGCAUGCUGCCACCUACAUUUGACUGUAUUUAAUUCCAAGUGUACUUGCUGUUAAAACUUGAAUUACAACUGAUACUCCCAAAAUGUCGACUUUUCCAAAUUCA